This is a messenger RNA of Eucalyptus grandis, 673 nucleotides long. RefSeq names its product thioredoxin H-type. The coding region runs from base 125 to 484 and encodes 119 amino acids. NCBI's taxonomy places the organism in Eukaryota, Viridiplantae, Streptophyta, Magnoliopsida, Myrtales, Myrtaceae. The record is from RefSeq and is a predicted model, not a curated record. The transcript has 3 exons.
GCACCGAAACGGAAAGACGUGCGCUCGACAAGAUCCUCGGAAUCGACGAGGAGCAAACAGCAGCAGCAGAAGAGGUUUCCAGCUGUCGCGAGGCGGCUAGUGUCGUGCAGUGCAGGGAGCGAGAAUGGCGUCGUCGGAGGAGGGACAGGUGAUCGGCUGCCACACCGUCGGGGCUUGGACCGAGCAAAUCCAGAAGGGCAACGAGCCCGACCAGCUGGUAGUUGUGGACUUCACUGCAUCAUGGUGCGGACCGUGUCGCUUUAUCGCACCUUUCCUGGCAGAGCUGGCCAAGAAAUUCCCCGCCGUCCUUUUCCUAAAGGUUGAUGUGGAUGAGCUGAAGCAAGUUGCUCAAGAAUGGGCUGUGGAGGCGAUGCCCACCUUCAUUUUCGUGAAAGGGGGGAAGGUUGUGGACAAGGUGGUCGGAGCAAAGAAAGAUGAUCUUCAGCAGACCAUCGGCAAGCAUGUGGCUACUGCUUCAGCUUAAUCACGCGGGCUCUGCGGGCUCCGCAGUUGUCUUUGAAGGACUCUUUGGAACAAGCUGAAAUCCGCAGUGAUAUAUUAUAAGCGCCAUAUGUUAUGUUGAGAUUCUUAUGUCUGCAGCAUGGAGUGAUUUUAGUGGAACUUUACAAUCAUGAUGAAUAAAACAUAAGGAAUUGAUGGCGAUUUCUGAAAA